Messenger RNA from Corvus hawaiiensis (hawaiian crow), 1802 nucleotides. RefSeq names its product cysteine rich tail 1 (gene CYSRT1). Lineage: Eukaryota; Metazoa; Chordata; Aves; Passeriformes; Corvidae. The transcript has 2 exons. Bases 112 to 534 code for a protein of 140 amino acids. The record is from RefSeq and is a predicted model, not a curated record.
GCGGCGCCGCUCGGGGCGGUCCGUGCAGGAGGAAGCGCAGCCGGGGCAGAGCGGCCCCGCAGCGGCCGGAGCCGCGCGCUCGCGGGGUCUCUGUCCCGCAGGGGGUGGGCAAUGCCAGACAGGCCACGUGUGCUGACAAGGGGCAGUGAGAUGGAUCGUGGGAUCACCGUGGAAAACCCCUACGCCAGCGUCAACAUCCCACGGGAGCAGUUCCAGCAGAGCUUCAUCACGCGCUACCUGAGGGAUGAGCCCACCGUCAUCGCCAACCCCGCGGCCGUGCCCACCCACGGCAUGGAGGAGCAGACAGACCUCGCUAAUGGCUGGAACAGCCCGACCAUCGCCGUGGACAAGUCCUGGUCACGUCCCUACAACCCCUAUGCCAGCCUGAGGAUGCCCAAUGGGGAAUCAUCAGCCUCCUUCUACACCGUGACCCUGGACAAGCCACCCAAGGGCCCGGAGCGGGGGGCUGGCAGGCGAUGUGGCUUCUGCAGGUGCUGCUCCUGGUGCCCAAAGUGCUGCUGUGUCAUCUCCUAAGGGCCCUCCCUGCACCCACUGGACGUGCUGACCAUGGGAUGGGGCUGGGUGACCCCACAGGGACAUGGCUGCUGGCCUGGGCACCCCGGGAAGCUGCCCUGGCACCUGGCAGAGCUGGCAGCUGGCACUGGCUGGACUCUGACAUUGCUUUUCACCUGUGAACUCUGCAGCCAGAUGUGCUGGGGAUGGGCACCUGCCAGCUGGGCCGUGGGGCCCGGGAGCCCUGAGGAUGAUGUGUGCUGGGACAGAUGUCACCGAGAAGUGACUGCACUGGGGAUGGGGCAGUGCUGUGAGCCUGCAGUCCUGCACAGUGCCCCUGCCAGCCUCCCCAUGCUGGGAAACCUCCACCCUGGGAAGGCGUGGGCAGUGCCCAGCUGCCAGCAGGUGGGUUUGCAGUUUGGGGCACCUGCUGGCAGCCCUGUUCGUGGCAGAGGAGGACAUCGUUGUCACUGUCUUGGAGCAGUGGAGAGGAGCCAGGGACGAGCCUCCAGCUGGAACAGGGACCCACCUCCCCAGAAGUGAGUCGUCCCCCCUCCCACAGCACCACGGGGAUGCUGCUGGCACCCUGCACCAAGCUCCAUCUGGGUCCUGCCCCUCCUCACCACACUGCCCAUGGACAGAGGGACUGAGACAGGAAAGACAGACAGCCAAAGCAUGGCAGAACGCUGGGCCGUGCUCCAGGGCAGCACCUGAUGGCACAGCAUGGAUGUGGGCAUUCAUAUCCCAGUGCCAGGAAACCCCCAGCCCCAUUCUGUUCCUCCUGCCAGGCUUGUGGGGUGCUGGGCACAACCUCUCGCCCCAUCUGCACCCCAGAGCCGGGUCCAGUGCAGAGGGCUGGCCCAGCUCCAGCAGCGGGGCAGCACUGGGGCACCUUGCUGGGAAUGCAGAGCCCCCACAUUCGCCUUCUGCAACUCCCUGCGCUCGGAGGAGGGCGGGAGGAGCCUGCUCUGCUGGCUCUUCCCAGAGUGCUGGGGCACCUCCCGGCUGGGCUUUCGGCUGGGGCUGCUGCCAUCGACCUGGAACAAGCCCGCUGUUGUGCUGGUGUCCCGCCGUGGUGUUGACGUCCCUCCGUGUUGCUGGCAGCGCUCCCUGGUGCUGGCAGUCCUCCCCGGAGCUGGCGUCCCAGGGACAGCCGCUCUGCCAGGCGGCAGCUGCUCCAUGGCUGCUGCAGAGCUGCCUGCGGGAGCCGCGGCUGGGAGGAGUGCCUGUGUUUGCAGAUGACUUCAGGGUGCUGCAAAUAAAAUCACAGCCCUCUCCUGCCCUGCCAA